Messenger RNA from Aspergillus ibericus CBS 121593, 1202 nucleotides. Its product is annotated as zinc-binding alcohol dehydrogenase family protein. The transcript has a single exon. Lineage: Eukaryota; Fungi; Ascomycota; Eurotiomycetes; Eurotiales; Aspergillaceae. Bases 96 to 1124 code for a protein of 342 amino acids. The record is from RefSeq and is a predicted model, not a curated record. Gene Ontology annotation, molecular function: oxidoreductase activity, acting on NAD(P)H.
AAUGUAACCAUUUUACCCCUCACCCCGCCUUGUUCGUAGAUUUCUCUAAUCCCACAUCUAUCCAAGUCUCACUAACUCGAAGUUAUCGUCACACCAUGCAGAAAGUGGUUGCCAUCACGGCGCGCGGCGCCCGCAAUGUGGUCUCUGGCCGUCCCAUCCCCACCCUGCUCGAUGACUGCCUGCUCGUGAAGACGGUCAGCGUGGCUCUGAAUCCGACCGAUUGGAAGAGUGCCGACAGGGGACCUCCCGGCCUCACCAUUGGCAACGACUACUCCGGCAUCGUGGAAGAGGUCGGUAAAGGUGUCAAGAAGCAGUUUCGCAAGGGAGACCGCGUCUGCGGGUGGGUCCAAGGCUGCAAGCUUAACAACCCAGAAAGUGGCGCCUUUGCCGAGUACUGCAUCCCUAAAGCCGAUCUCCAAAUCGUGAUCCCCGAACGCCUCAGCUUCCAGGAGGCGGCCACGCUUGGCCUGGGAACCAUCACCGUCGGCCAGGGUCUGUAUCAAAGCCUGAAGCUCGCACCCCCAGACGCCCCGCUCACCAAACCCGAGCUGCUUCUGGUCUAUGGGGGUUCCACCGCCACGGGCACCCUGGCCAUCCAGUAUGCCAAGCUGUCAGGAUACACGGUGUUGACGACCUGUUCAAAGCAGAACUUUGACCUGGUCAAGAGUCUCGGUGCGGAUGCCGCGUUCGACUACAAGGACCCGAAUGCCAUCCAAGCUGUCAAGGACUAUGCCCAGGACCAGUUAAAGCUGGUCUUUGACACGGUCGGCGGGGCCGAGUUCUGCGAACAGGUGAUUUCCAGCCAGGGUGGUCACUAUUCGGCCAUCGUGCACGCAGCUGUUGAUCGAGACGAUGUGAAGAAUAGCUUCACCCUGGGGUAUACGGCCUUUGGCGAGGACUUUGACUUUGGCGGUGGUGUGAUCCCUGCGAAGCCCGAGGAUCGCGAGUUCGCGGCAGAGUUUAUGAGCAAGGCGGCGACGCUUCUGGCGGAUGGGAAGAUCAAGCCUCACCCGGCCAAGGUGGGAGCUGGGGGGUUGCAGGGCGUCUUGGAGGGCUUGCAGGCGAUGAAGGAUGGGAAGGUUAGCGGACAGAAGUUGGUAUAUAACGUGGCUGAGACGCCGUAAGGUUGGAGCUGCAGACAAGGCCGCAUUAGUACUAUCACAAUGACUGGACAAUGAGAUUCCUUCCUGUUACCUGUCAGA